Molecule: messenger RNA, 2884 nt
Organism: [Torrubiella] hemipterigena
Lineage: Eukaryota; Fungi; Ascomycota; Sordariomycetes; Hypocreales; Clavicipitaceae
Source: the annotation of a GenBank genome assembly
CACCACACUCCCCGCCAAGAAGACCCCGCCGUCAAUCCGUUCCUACAGUAGUCCAUGGUGUCAUCUAUUUGCUGAUCCCCACCAGCCGAAUCUACAGUGCAUCACAGCGGCCGUUAGCCACCUGCUGCGGCACCACUAAAGGCCCUAAACUCGCAGUUGGGAGGGGUUGUUUUGGCUUUUGGCUAUGAGCCGCUAGCCUAACGCCUCUUAGCUUCCCCCAGCGCUCCUCUCCUUCUCCGCCCCCUUCCACAGGGCCCCCUCUCCGCCUAAAGCCAGACGCUGAGGGGCAGGCACACCACACGAAUUCCAGCGUCAAAGCCACUCACUCGCUGCACACGCCACAGCACCCUGCCCGCCUGGUUCUGCCCCCGGUGCGCCACCACCCCAAGCAAAGCUAGCGGAGCUUCAGCCGACAGCGCGCAACACCACACACGAUCAAGUCUUCUUCCACGACAACCGCCCAACGACAACCCCACGGAAUAGUACAGGCCCUCGCAAGCGACGACACCAGCGACAAGAAGCACGAAAACGCGUCGACCACACAAACGCACGCCUCUCCCUGCCGGCGACUGCAUCCAUCCCACCCUCGUCACCGCCCGCCAUGACCGUCUACUCCUUUCACAUCUUUGACCGGCACACGGAAUGCAUAUACGUCAAGUCAUGGGCGCCGCGCCCCGAGUCUAGCUCCGGGAUGCCCGCCGCCAUGCCUCAGCCCGUCUCGACAACCUCGGACGACGCAAAGCUCAUCUUCGGCACUGUCUUUUCGCUACGCAACAUGGUCCGCAAGCUAGGCGGCGACGACGAUGCUUUUAUAUCCUACCGCACGGGGCAGUACAAGCUGCACUUCUACGAGACGCCGGCCAACCUGCGCUUUGUCCUCAUUACCGAUACAGCUUCGCCGAGCAUGCGCAACGUCUUGCAUCAGAUAUACAUCAACCUUUGGGUAGAAUACGUCGUCAAGAAUCCUCUGGCCCCUGUCGAACACAGGGGCGGCGACGGUGUCAAGAACGAGCUCUUUGAGCUUGGGCUCGACCAAUUUAUCCGUGGCUUAAUGUAAAAAGGGUGCCAAGGAAACGAAAUAUUUUGGAACACAAAAGGAAAUCACGAUACGAGUUCAAGACAGCGCUAGGCGCUUUUACAUCCUCGCUGAGCUGUUGUAGUGCUGGGGCGGGCAGCCGGCAUGCGAGCGUAUACAUCACCCAUCACAUGUACAUAUAUAAUAGAUGAGCCAUGAGAAUUAUCAAAAAGUAUAGUUUCAUAUGCAGUGAUGGCAAGUAAACAAAAUACGCGAGUAAUUAUGUAACGUUGUACAGAUAUCCUCUAGCCCAGAGGAUCUAUGCGUCCAAAAUGUAUCUCCCAUCUCCUUGCGCCUAAUAUCCUUUACAUGGCCCCUCUCAUCACUUAGACUCCACUGCCUUCUCCCAUGCGCUCUCAAAGUCAGACUUUUGGCUCUCAACCAUGACGAUGCUCUCAGAGCCUUGCGUCUUAGUCUGAGGUAGGCUCUCGUCCCUGGCGACACCCACUGGUGGUGCAGGUGUAGCCGCAUCUUCUGGCUUGACGUGAACGGCGCUUCCCAUCAUGCCAUCGCCGUGGACCUCACUUUCCCAGUUGCUAGAAUACACUACAGCGGCAAAAGCCUCCAGGUCCCGAACGGCCUCCAUGUCUUGCAGAUACUCGUUGGGGACGCCGUUGCCGAUAACGUGAGCCUGUCGUGUCAAAACAGACAAGAUCUUGGGCAGCAACACCACCUUGGUGUGCUUGGCUUCAAAGGGGGCGGCAGGGACAAAGCCAGUUGCCUCAGUUGGUAGCUCAAAUGCUUCGGAGCCAAGCUUCUUGUCAACAAGUGAGGAGAAGCCAGCAUCCAAGAGCAGGCUGAGGACGUGCGUGAAAGCUGGGGAUUCGAUCAAAUCCGCAGUUUCAUCCAAAAGACGUCUCAAGGCAGCCGACGAUGUAGGUGCUUCGACUGUUUCAAAGUUGUCCUCAAGAAUGCCUGACUGGCUAAUAACCUCGCCUUCCUGGUCUUGGGGAGGUAGCAGAUAUUUCAACCAAUUGGCCUUUUGGCGCUCCUCGGGAGUUGCGCCUUCGACCAAUUUGCGCACCUCAACAGUCAACUCUGCAAAUCUAUCAAAGCUGAGAAGGUCGCGCGGAUUCAAGGUGCCAAAGACUGUUCGCACAGCUUGUUCGACACGGUGCAUAAUAUCCACCCAACCCUUGUUCAGCAGCCACCAGCUAAAGGUAAGGUACUUGCGGUUGGUAUCGAAAUCGUUGCCAUAGGCCUGCUCAGUGUUGUCGUCGUCAUUGUUUUCGAGGCUGAUGGUAGCUUGCUGCGACCCGGUGGCGAGAGCGACAACGCUGGAGAGGUAGCUGCGGCGACCGAGAAGGUUCAACUGGACACGGGUGAGCAUAGUAAGAAGGGCUAGGGUGUAAAUGAGAGUGAAGGCUCUUGUGACAGCUUAGAUAGAGUUAGCAAUGUAAGGUUCCUUGCAGGUGGGGCGACGUUGGAGGCUAAAACUCACAGCUGAUGAUGAGAUCGUCCCAAAGCUGCCUCUUGCUGCGGCGAGGUGCAGACGUAGGAGGCGCCUCUGGCUGAGCACUCUCAGUACUUGCAGACAGAGCAAUUUGGCUGGCGUGGACACCGCUGUCGCUUUGGAGGCUGCCCAUGCUCUUGCCAUCGUCCUCGGUGAGGGUGGUGUCAGCGAUGCUUGGAGGCGGAAUGGCUUCGGCGCCGGCCGCUCUAGGAGCUUUGGUGGCCUUGGCCUGCUGGAUCUCAUAUGUGAUGUCUUCGGUGUUGAGUGUAGCGAGGAUGUUUGUAGUAGCGGUGGGCAAGAGGGCGAGGACGGUAAAGGUGCAAUCUUCCUGGUUCUGUUCGAAGCGGCGACGAAGG